This is a messenger RNA of Lagopus muta (rock ptarmigan), 1170 nucleotides long. RefSeq names its product translocase of outer mitochondrial membrane 22 (gene TOMM22). The record is from RefSeq and is a predicted model, not a curated record. The coding region runs from base 58 to 477 and encodes 139 amino acids. Gene Ontology annotation, cellular component: mitochondrial outer membrane. The transcript has 4 exons. Gene Ontology annotation, biological process: intracellular protein transport. NCBI's taxonomy places the organism in Eukaryota, Metazoa, Chordata, Aves, Galliformes, Phasianidae.
GUCCGCAGUUCCACUUCCGCCGGCUCGCUGCCCGCUCCGUCCCUGGUGGUGGUGGUGAUGGCUGCCGCUGCGUCCCUGUCCCCCGAGGAGCUGCUGCCCAAGGGCGGCGCGGGCAAGGCCGAAGAGUUGGAGGACGAGCUGGAGGAUGACGACGACGACGACGAGCUGGACGAGACGCUGGCGGAGCGGCUGUGGGGGCUGACCGAGAUGUUCCCCGAGAGCGUGCGCUCGGCGGCCGGAGCCACCUUCGACCUGUCGCUGGCGAUAGCGCAGAAGAUGUACAGAUUCUCUAGAGCAGCUCUGUGGAUCGGGACCACCUCCUUCAUGAUUUUAGUUCUUCCUGUCGUGUUUGAAACCGAAAAGCUGCAGAUGGAGCAACAGCAGCAGCUGCAGCAGCGACAGAUUCUCUUAGGACCCAACACAGGGCUGUCUGGGGGCAUGCCAGGGGCCCUGCCUCCACUUCCCGGAAAAAUCUAAUUUGCUGCAGCCACGUUGGAUUUGUAUCAUGUGGGAAGACCUUGAGAUGAUGAUAUAUUGAACUGUUGAUUUGUUGGGUCAGGGCAUUUAUUUUUUUGGUUCUGUUUUUAUUUUUGGUUAUAUUUUGGGACAUUGACCUGUUCAUACUGUGGGGGAGGGGGGAAGCCCCCUGUCUGGACCUGAUGAUGGCUCCUGUCUGCAUUCUUCCCCUGUAGAAGUCACGAGUCUUUUCUUUUGCUCAAUCAGUACACUGUAAUCGGUUACAGAGACUUGGAAUCAUGGAGUUCCUGUUCUGGACUCCUCGCUUCCCAGAAAAAAACACCUUGGGGCACAAGUUGGGCUUCAGACAGCAACAGUCAAACACAAAUCUUUUCCUGGCUAACUCAAAGCCUGAGAGCAUCAGUGACAGAACAAGAAGCAACUCUCCCAGCAGAUGAAGCAAAGGAAGAAGGAGAGUUGAGGGUAUCUGUACCCUGUAGAAAAAAAUUCUCUGGGAAGAUGUGUGUGCAAAUACUUUCACUGCAACAUUGUGUGUGUGCGUGUGUGAGUACCAAGGGAGUGGCAGAGGGGGUUAAUGAGAAUCACAUCAGUGCUGAUCCUCUGCAUCAUAAAGCAGAAUUUCAGAAAUCGGUUGCAUAUUUUUUUGUAUUGAAUAUUAAAUAAAUCCAACCUGAGCAGUGUGGUUUUAAUAGA